Molecule: messenger RNA, 2239 nt
Organism: Fundulus heteroclitus (mummichog)
Lineage: Eukaryota; Metazoa; Chordata; Actinopteri; Cyprinodontiformes; Fundulidae
Product: hsFATP2a_ACSVL_like domain-containing protein
Exons: 10
Coding region: 105-1985 (626 amino acids)
Molecular function (GO): long-chain fatty acid-CoA ligase activity; long-chain fatty acid transmembrane transporter activity
Source: RefSeq, a predicted model, not a curated record
UCCCCUGUGUGUGUGUAUGUGUGUGUGUGUGUCUCUGUGUGUGUGUGUUCCCUUUUUUCUGCACGGACAGUGUGAACUUUUCCCAGCUGCUCUGACUGCCUGUCAUGCGGCUCCCCGCAGACAUGUCCGUGUGGCUCACCGCGGCGGUCGGCCUGGCCGUCCUGGCCUACGCCUACAUCAGGACCUUCAGUCCGUACUUCUUCGAUGACUGCGCCUCCAUCCUGAGGAGCCUCACGCUGGGCUACAGGCUGAUCAAGUAUAAGACGUGCAAACCCUUCUACAGCAUCCUGGACUGCUUCUUGGACGCAGUGAGGAGACACCCCUCCAAGGUCUUCAUCCACUUCGAGGGGCGCGCGUAUUCCUACGGAGAGGUGGACCGGCAGAGCAACAAGGUGGCCAGGGCUCUGCAGGUUGAAGCGCGGCUGAGGGAGGGCGACUCCGUGGCCCUGUUUCUGCCGAACGAGCCCAGCUUCGUGUGGACCUGGCUGGGCUUGGCCAAGCUUGGCUGCCCGGCUGCUCUGCUGAACUUCAACAUCAGGUCCAAGUCCCUGCUGCACUGCUUCUCCUGCUGCGGGGCCAAGGUGCUCGUUGCCUCUCCAGAGCUGCUGGAUGCCGUGGAGGAGGUGCUGCCGACGCUGCGGGAGCAGGGAAUCCGAGUGUUCCUCCUGUCUGGCAGCUGCAGCCUGGAGGGCGUCACCCCAUUGGCUGACAAGAUCGCCGAGGCCUCAGACAAGCCGCUGUCCCCGGAGCUGCGGGCCAACAUCCACAUCCGGAGCACCGCCCUCUACAUCUACACGUCCGGCACCACGGGUUUACCCAAAGCAGCUGUUGUCACCCAUGAGAGGGUAUGGGCGGCCUCCUUCGUCCAGGCAGCGUGCGGAACCACAGCGGCGGACAUCUUCUACAUCAACCUGCCUCUGUAUCACAGCGCCGGCUUCCUCAUCGGGAUGGCCGGAGGCAUCGAGAGAGGUCUCACCCUCGUCCUGAAGAGAAAGUUUUCGGCCUCCCAGUUCUGGGACGACUGCAGGAAGCACAACGUGACGGUGAUGCAGUACAUCGGCGAGACGCUGCGUUAUCUCUGCAACACGCCAAAGAAAGAGAACGAGAAGAACCACAAAGUUCGAAUCGCCAUCGGGAACGGAGUGCGAAGUGACGUUUGGACCGAGUUCCUGAAUCGAUUUGGGGACAUUAAGGUCAGAGAGUUGUACGCCGCCACCGAGGGCAACAUCGGCUUCAUCAAUUACACGUCCAAGAUCGGUGCCGUGGGACGGAUUAAUUUUGUGCACAGGUUUUUCUUUCCUUACACGUUGAUCAAGUUCGACAUUGAGAAGGAGGAGCCGAUCAGAAACUCAGAGGGCCUGUGCAUUGAAGCAGACAUCGGAGAAACUGGGCUCUUAGUCGGGAAGAUAACUCACAGGUCUCCCUUUGUGGGCUACGCCGGCAACAAGCAGCAGACCGAGAAGAAGAGGCUCUACGACGUCCUGAAAAAGGGCGAUCAGUACUUCAACACCGGCGACCUGCUCCGCUUCGACCACGACAACUUUGUGUAUUUCCAGGACCGAGUCGGAGACACGUUCAGGUGGAAAGGUGAAAAUGUCGCCACGUCGGAGGUUGCAGACAUCCUCACUGCGUCUCACUGCAUCUCAGAAGCAAACGUUUAUGGUGUUAAGGUGGAAGGUCACGAGGGGCGGAUCGGCAUGGCGGCCAUCACUCUGACCGAAGGAGAAGCCUUCGACUCGGCGGACGUCUACAAGCAGGUCGUCUCCUACCUGCCGGCCUACGCGAGACCCCGAUUCCUCAGGAUUCAGCCGUCCAUGGAGAUGACGGGGACGUUCAAGAUGAAGAAGGUGAAGCUGGUGGAGGAGGGAUUCAGCCCCGCUCUCAUCGAGGACCCGUUAUACUUCCUGGAUCCAGAACAAAAGACCUACGUCCCUCUGACAGAAGAGAUCUACAGCGCGAUCGCUUCGGGGAAAAUCAAACUCUAACAGAAAUGUCACUGUGAAGUGAAGGUUUAGUUGUUGUUUAGUUUUUUAAUUGAAGACAUAACUUCUCAUCCGUGGACCGUAACAAUCAACUAAUCUCAGGGAUAAACUUUGACACAGCACUUCUUGUUUAAAGAGACUAUUUUUUUAUUAACAUGCUUACUGUGCACCUCUACAGAUUGUUUUAAUUUAUCACCCUUGACAGUGUUUGAAUCGGUUUUUAAAUAAAUCCUUAUAAUAAAACCUAUUGGCAUCUG